Molecule: messenger RNA, 728 nt
Organism: Mollisia scopiformis
Lineage: Eukaryota; Fungi; Ascomycota; Leotiomycetes; Helotiales; Mollisiaceae
Exons: 1
Coding region: 83-727 (214 amino acids)
Source: RefSeq, a predicted model, not a curated record
UUUCAAGGCCUAAGUUGAUUCAUUUCUUGUCUUCGCAGAGGGGUUUGCUUCAAAGCUCUGAACCAGAGCAAAAGCUGGCAACAUGGCGUCCCCAAGAAACGAAGCCCCAUAUAAAAUAUCGACACCCGCCCCGCCUCGCCACUAUAGCUCCACCCUUCCCGGGACUCCACAAGCAUAUAGAGAACCAUCACCAGCAUCUUCGCUCGGGGACUCAUCUACUUUCUCUGGCUCUUCGAGAUCUUCACGAUCCCGUUCCCGUUCCAGAUCUCACUCGCGAGAGCCUCGACACUCAAGCCGCCGCCGACACUCCUACUCUCCAGAUCGCUCCCGUCGCAGCUCGUCUCAGAAAGAUGAGAAGCCUUGGUUCAAGAAGAAAACGCUAUGGACGACAGUUGCCUCUCUCGCAACUGUAGCUUCGCUUCUCCCGACGGCCGUUGCAGCCAACGCUUCUGUCAAUGCAUCAAAGGCAUCAGCAAAGAGUGCGCAUCACAGCAAGCGUAGCGCUAAUGCUGUUGAGAGAGGGACGCAUGCUAGUUUUCGGAGUGCCAAGGCUGGGGAGAGAAGUGCUGCUGUGGCGGAGAGGAAUGCAAGGAAGGAGGAGGGGAAGAGGGGAAGAAGUUCGGAAUAUGGUGGGAGUCUGGUUGCUCACAGAGGGAGUACUGUUGGAGCAAGAAGUGGAGGUGGUAGACGAGACUCUGGAGGGCGAGGAUAUGGUUAUAGAUAUUGAU